Messenger RNA from Prunus armeniaca (apricot), 192 nucleotides. The record is from the annotation of a GenBank genome assembly. Lineage: Eukaryota; Viridiplantae; Streptophyta; Magnoliopsida; Rosales; Rosaceae.
AUGGAUGAGUCGGCUCAAUGUAGCCCCACAUCAAAUGAACCUAAACGUGUAGAGGACCAUGGUAAGUGUCCAGGCAUUAUAGCGGCAGGUGCACAAUGCAGAGCCGACCAUAAACCAGAUGUUGCACUAUUUCCUGUUGAAGAAGAGUCCGUACCAGGUCAGCUUCUGCUACCUUUAGAGUGCGUCGAGUGA